AUGCACACUUUAGCAAUUAAAAAAGAAACAAACACGGGCGGGCGCAACACUAUCGACGCUCUGGGGCCCGCGCGAGGGGAGGGGUGCCUAACCUUGGUGUAUGCAGCUGCCCCGCGGAUCACCUGCCUCGGCCGCCAUAUUGCCUUGACAAAAUCGAGCCCAGUACCCGUGGCGACAGAAGCGCUCAGCAACUAUGAAACCGACCCAUUAAAACUGGCA
Messenger RNA from Iphiclides podalirius (scarce swallowtail), 219 nucleotides. The record is from the annotation of a GenBank genome assembly. NCBI's taxonomy places the organism in Eukaryota, Metazoa, Arthropoda, Insecta, Lepidoptera, Papilionidae.